Manihot esculenta (cassava) is the source of this 4024-nucleotide messenger RNA. Its product is annotated as protein TPLATE. Bases 199 to 3678 code for a protein of 1159 amino acids. Gene Ontology annotation, biological process: endocytosis. The record is from RefSeq and is a predicted model, not a curated record. The transcript has 7 exons. NCBI's taxonomy places the organism in Eukaryota, Viridiplantae, Streptophyta, Magnoliopsida, Malpighiales, Euphorbiaceae.
CUCCCACGGACGACAGAGCUCACUCACGCUGCUGUGCUCUUCUCGUCAUCUUCCCUCCAUCGUCUCUCCAUUUCCAAUCAAAUUUUGUUUCAAGUUCUCCAUGUUCCAAUUUCCAAAUCAUACCCUUUAAAGCAAAAUCCUUCUUCUGCUUCUUGAUCCUAGGUAAACCGUCGAAUCUUGGUCUCUGCAUAGACCAAGAUGGACAUACUCUUCGCUCAGAUCCAAGCAGACCUCCGCUCCAAUGAUGCUUUACGCCAAUCCGGUGCUCUCCUCCAAGCUCUCCAGCAGUCCGCUGCUGGCCGUGACAUUUCUAUCAUCGCCAAGGCCGCCGUGGAAGAGAUCGUCGCUGCACCUGCAUCCGCCAUUUGUAAGAAGCUCUCUUUUGACUUGAUUCGAUCCACGCGCCUCACUGCUGAUCUAUGGGACUCUGUAUGCACUGGUGUUCGUUCUGAUCUCCACUUCCCCGAUCCUGAUGUCACUGCCGCUGCUGUCUCUAUUCUUGCUGCUAUGCCCUCCUAUUCGCUUUCUAAACUGAUUAUGGAUUCCAAUGCUGAAAUCUCUGGAUGCUUCGAUUCUAGUAGCGAUAAUUUGCGGUUUUCGAUUACUGAAACACUUGGUUGCAUUUUGGCGCGGGAUGAUAUGGUCACUCUUUGUGAAAACAAUGUGAAUUUGCUUGAUAAGGUCUCUAAUUGGUGGGCAAGAAUUGGGCAAAACAUGUUGGAUAAAUCCGAUGCCGUUGCCAAAGUCGCAUUUGAAUCAGUUGGGAGGUUGUUUCAAGAGUUUGAUUCGAAGAGAAUGAGUCGAUUGGCGGGUGAUAAGCUAGUUGAUAGUGAAAAUUCAUUAGCGAUUAGGUCUAAUUGGGUUUCAUCGAUGGUGGAUUUCGUUUGGAAGAGAAGAAAUGCUUUAAUGUCAAGGUCAUUGAUCUUACCUGUAGAGAACUUUAGGGCCACGGUGUUCCCACUCGUGUAUUCAGUAAAAGCAGUCGCGUCGGGGAAAGUCGAGGUGAUCAGGAAGGUAUCCAAGGCGGCGGCCAGUGGUGCCAAUGAUAGCGUGGUGGACUCCAAUGCAGAAAAGUUGGUUGGAGUUUCUGAUGUGGUUACACAUUUGGCACCCUUCUUAGUGUCGUCUUUGGAUCCGGCCUUGAUUUUUGAGGUGGGAAUUAAUAUGUUGUACUUGGCUGAUGUUCCUGGAGGCAAGCCGGAGUGGGCUUCGCUAUCUACUAUUGCCAUUUUGACUCUUUGGGAUAGGCAGGAAUUUUCUUCGGCGAGGGAGAGUAUUGUUCGAGCUGUUGUUACCAAUUUGCACCUCCUUGAUCUUCAUAUGCAGGGUUCACUGUUUAAAAGGUUGCUUCUCAUGGUGAGAAAUCUGAGGGCAGAAUCAGACCGUAUGCAUGCUUUAGCAUGUAUUUGUCGUACAGCUCUUUGUGUUGAUCUUUUUGCUAAGGAAAGUGUACGAAGAGGUCAGAAACCUCUUGCAGGCACUGAUAUUGCUUCUCUUUUUGAGGAUGCUAGAAUAAGGGAUGAUCUCAAUAGUGUGACAAGCAAAAGCUUAUUUAGGGAGGAGUUAGUGGCAUCUCUGGUGGAGAGUUGCUUCCAGUUAUCUCUUCCAUUGCCUGAACAAACCAACUCAGGAAUGGAGAGCAGAGUGAUUGGAGCUUUGGCUUAUGGAACUGGUUAUGGUGCACUGAACUGGACAGAGCCGGCUUUGGAAGUAGUUGAAGUCUGUAGGCCUUGUGUCAAAUGGGACUGUGAUGGCAGGACCUAUGCAAUUGAUUGCUAUCUGAAGUUGCUUGUAAGGCUGUGCCAUAUCUAUGAUACCCGAGGAGGUGUAAAAACCAUCAAAGAUGGUGCUUCUCAAGAUCAGAUCUUAAAUGAGACAAGACUCCAAAACUUGCAACGGGAACUUGUGAAGGAUCUACGUCAGGUAAGUAGCCCAAGAGUAUUUGCCCGUCUUAUUUGGGCAAUUGCAGAACACAUAAAUCUAGAUGGUCUUGAUCCACUUCUAGCCGAUGACCCUGAGGAUACCUUGAACAUUAUUAUAUCAAAUAUCCACAAGGUCUUAUUCAAUAUUGAUUCAUCUGCAAACACAUCAAAUAGGCUUCAAGAUGUUCAAGCAGUUCUUUUAAGUGCUCAGCGGUUGGGAUCACGUAACCUUAGGGCUGGCCAGUUACUAACUAAAGAGCUGGAAGAGUUCAGAAACAGUGGGUUGGCUGAUUCUGUCAACAAGCAUCAGUGCCGUAUGAUAUUGCAGAGAAUUAAAUAUGUUCAAAACCAUCCAGAUAAUAGGUGGGCUGGGGUUAGUGAAGCCAGUGGAGACUAUCCAUUUAGCCAUCACAAAUUUACUGUGCAGUUUUAUGAAGCAGCUGCCUCCCAGGACAGGAAGCUAGAAGGAUUGGUUCACAAGGCUAUUUUAGAGCUGUGGAGGCCAGAUCCUAGUGAAUUAACUAUUUUGCUGACAAAAGGAAUUGAUUCUAAAUUAUUAAAGGUUAUGCCUGCUGCAUGUACUUUGACGGGUAGCAGUGAUCCAUGCUACGUUGAAGCUUAUCAUUUGGCAGACUCGGGUGAUGGAAGGAUCACUUUGCAUCUGAAGGUUUUAAACUUGACUGAACUCGAACUCAAUCGGGUGGAUAUUCGGGUUGGGUUAUCUGGUGCAUUAUAUUUUAUGGAUGGAUCUCCUCAGGCUGUGCGCCAGCUACGUAAUCUUGUUUCACAGGACCCAGUACUCUGCAGUGUGACAGUGGGAGUGUCCCACUUUGAAAGAUGUGCCCUUUGGGUUCAAGUUUUGUAUUACCCAUUCUAUGGAAGUGGUGCGAUAGGAGAUUAUGAUGGUGACUAUACUGAGGAGGAUCCACAAAUCAUGAGGCAGAAGAGAAGCUCACGACCAGAACUAGGAGAGCCCGUGAUUUUGAGGUGUCAGCCUUACAAAAUUCCAUUGACUGAACUUCUUUUGCCACAUAAAAUAUCGCCUGUUGAGUUCUUUCGCUUAUGGCCAAGUUUGCCAGCUGUUGUGGAGUAUACUGGCAUGUAUAUUUAUGAAGGAAGUGGCUUCAAGGCUACUGCUGCACAGCAAUAUGGGUCAUCUCCUUUUCUUAGUGGCCUUAAAUCUCUGUCAUCCAAGCCUUUCCACAAAGUUUGUUCCCACAUCAUCCGUACAGUGGCAGGAUUCCAGCUUUGCUACGCUGCAAAAACUUGGUUUGGGGGCUUUGUGGGAAUGAUGGUUUUUGGAGCCAGUGAAGUUAGCAGAAAUGUGGACCUGGGUGAUGAGACAACCACCAUGUUGUGCAAAUUUGUUGUCCGAGCAUCAGAUGCUUCAAUCACAAAGGAGAUUGAAUCAGACUUACAGGGUUGGUUGGAUGACCUUACUGAUGGGGGUGUCGAGUACAUGCCCGAAGAGGAAGUGAAGGAGGCUGCAGCUGAGAGGCUUAGGAUUUCAAUGGAACGGAUAGCUUUGCUAAAAGCUGCUGAACCACCGCCUAAAACUCCAAAAUCUGAUGAUGAAGAGGAAGUUGAGGAUACGGAGGAAAAGGACAAGGAAAAGAAUGAUGGUGAGAAAGAUGGUAAACCUAAAGGAACCUUAUCAAAGUUGACUGCAGAGGAGGUUGAACACAUGGCUCUUCAAGCAGCUGUACUCCAGGAGUGGCACAUGCUUUGCAAAGAGAGAAGCACCCAAGUUAAUUAGCCCCAUCUAUGAUGGUUCCACCGAGGAACUUAUAUUUUUUUAUUUGUCAUGUAAUCUAAUUUUGUAUACAUGGAAUAGGUAGAAGAAAAUUUGGAUAUAGAGAGAGCUGCCUCCAUUUUAUUUUUUCUGAUUUUAAUUUCUGUUCUUUCGGCGAUAUUCCACAUCCCUUGUACAUUUUGUAUUGGCAAGGUAUUGUUUCAUUGCUUGUUGUGAGGGAUUAAAAGAACUAGCUGUAACUUUCUUAAAAUUUUUUUAUAGCUGUGGUCUCAUCAUUUUCACUUUGGAACUGGACUUUUCACUUGUAUUUGGAAUUUUGAUCAAUAUACAAUACAUGGUGUCUCUCGUA